Molecule: messenger RNA, 4954 nt
Organism: Prionailurus viverrinus (fishing cat)
Lineage: Eukaryota; Metazoa; Chordata; Mammalia; Carnivora; Felidae
Gene: ICA1L
Product: islet cell autoantigen 1 like
Exons: 14
Coding region: 430-1911 (493 amino acids)
Biological process (GO): regulation of transport
Cellular component (GO): Golgi apparatus
Molecular function (GO): protein domain specific binding
Source: RefSeq, a predicted model, not a curated record
GGGGGUGGGAUUAUUUUUCAUGUAAUAGAUGAUGUUAAUGCGCAGAGCAUGAAAGCUGUUAUAAGCUAUGGGUCACUGGGAAAUAGCUUAUUGGGAAGAUCACGUUUGUCCAUGGUUUUGGAUUUUCUUUAAGCAUUUAUGUAUUGAUUUAUUUAGUUUAGACUUAGACAACGUACUGUAAGGCGAUAUUACAUCAUCUUAACAUCAGUAUUUAUGAAGUAGCCACAGGUGCCUCAUCUUUUAAUAGGAGUUAAUUGCGCAUUUAUUGACCAAAUAAACAUCUGAUGGCCAGAUCUUCUGUGUUGUCCAACUGCUGUGUUGGACUGUAGCCCAAGUCCAGCGCCUUCUUGGUUCAAUUUCUUCAACUCCCAUUGAGUGACACAGAUUAGAAAACAGCCUCAGGGUCUAGCCAACUGUAUAUAGACUUCAAUGAAUCCUCCUUCCACUUCCAAAUGUCACUUCAUGGAUUCCUUUGGGCAACCCAGACCAGAAGAUAACCAGUCAGUAGUUAGCAGAAUGCAAAAGAAAUACUGGAAAACCAAACAGGUCUUUAUCAAAGCAACAGGAAAAAAGGAGGAUGAGCACGUGGUGGCAUCUGAUGCUGAACUGGAUGCUAAACUUGAGGUUUUUCACUCUAUUCAAGAGACAUGCACUGAACUUCUGAAGAUAGUUGAGAAAUAUCAACUAAGACUUAAUGUCAUAUCAGAGGAAGAAAAUGAACUAGGGCUCUUUUUAAAGUUUCAAGCAGAACGGGAUACAACACAAGCUGGUAAAAUGAUGGAUGCUACUGGCAAGGCACUCUGUUCUUCAGCCAAGCAAAGAUUGGCCCUAUAUACUCCUCUUUCUCGUCUUAAGCAAGAAGUAGCAACAUUCAGUCAAAGGGCAGUAUCUGAUACCUUGAUGACAAUUAAUCGGAUGGAGCAAGCACGCACAGAAUACAGAGGAGCUCUGCUGUGGAUGAAAGAUGUAUCCCAAGAACUGGACCCAGACACCCUAAAACAAAUGGAAAAGUUCCGAAAAGUACAGAUCCAAGUGAGAAAUAGCAAAGCUUCUUUCGACAAGUUAAAGAUGGAUGUUUGUCAGAAAGUGGAUUUACUUGGAGCUAGUCGCUGCAAUAUGUUAUCUCAUUCACUCACUACCUACCAGAGGACACUGCUUGGAUUCUGGGAGAAAACAGCUCAAUUGAUGUCCCAGAUCCAUGGGGCCAGUACUGGCUUUCAUCUAUAUGAUUUUGUAGCUCUCAAGCAACUACAAGACACUCCAAGCAAGCUUACUGAAGACCACAAAGAAGAACAAAUAGACAACAGUUCUCUCACUGAAAACCUCAAUAAGUUAGUUUUGUCAGAUGAGGAAGUGAGCUUGGGAAGUAAACCAGCAGCCAAAGAUCACAAGGAAAAACAUUAUCAAAUAAGAGAAUUUGGAGCACCUCAGUUUUCUAACUCUGAAAAUGUUGCAAAAGAUUUACCUGUUGAUUCACUGGAAGAUGAUUUUGAGAAGGAAUUCUCAUUUCUGAACAACCUGCUAAGUCCUGGUUCUUCAAGUACUAGUGAAUUUACCCAAGAAUGCCAGACUGCCUUUGGGAGCCCCGGCACCAGCCUCACAUUCCAGGAGCCUUCUGUGGGGUCUGAGCCUCUUGCUCAUUCUUCACGAUUCCUUCCUUCACAGCUCUUUGAUCUUGGCCUUCAUGCUGUUGGAGCUUUCAACAGCUGGGCCUCUGAAAGGGGAUUAGAAGUUCCUCUUUCACACACUGAUAACCAGCCAGUGCCUUCACAGAGUCCAAAGAAAUUAACAAAGUCUCCCAGCAGUGGUAACCAAGACAUGUCAGCCUGGUUCAAUCUAUUUGCAGACUUGGAUCCACUUUCAAACCCAGAUGCUAUUGGACACUCAGAUGAUGAACUUCUUAAUGCUUGAUUGAAAUUAUGUCGUCACUUCAGUGGCCUUGAGACAUCAGUUUUACAACAUACUGCCUUUGUGGAAAGGAGUUUAUAUUGUAACACAUACACAAAAGCAUCGUGUUUGUGGAUAUAACACUUUUUAGCCAACUUUAAACAGAUGGUAAGGACUACAUCUGAAUAGAUUAAGUAUCUCUUUAAUAUCUUGGAUCUGCAGCUAUCUUGAUAAUAUGUUGAAAAUAUUACAAACUAUUGAGUGUGAAAUGGAUAUCAAAAUUUGUUUCAAGAUAACAGGAAGGAAUAAUUCUGUAAAUAAGGAGUUGGGCUUUUUUCUUUGGAAAGCCUUUUAUGUUCAAGUUGCCUUGCUGACUGUGAGACUUCUAUAUGUGGAUAAAGACAGCAUGUAAAUUGGGUUGUGAUUUGGGGUUGGUUUUUAAAUAAAACCGUAGCAGGGGGAGUUUUUUGUUGUGGAAAAUAGCACUAGAACCAGACUAGUUUUGUUUUUAGCUAGAAAAGUAGAUUAAGAUUUGAGAACUCAAUUUGCUUUCAUGAAAUCACAGAGAACUUGGUGCUUUUCUCCACCUGGGGGCUAAAAUGUAGUAUUAGUUUUUUUCCUUCAUACAGAAUCAUGGACACCCCUCAAUUCCAUGAUUGAAUUUUCAUAGGGAAGUAGCAGGAUGAUUUGUUUGCUAAAUCCAUCCUCUGUAGAAACAUAACCCAUCUCCUAAGCCACAAGAAUGUCUAGUAACAUUCAAGACAUUGUACAGGUGUCUCCGGGCCUAGUUGCUUUUUUUUUUUUUUUUACACAUUGCUACUGUAAUAUAUAGUAUUCAUAUUCUUUCUGAAAAGAAAACAAGGGGAGGACAAUCCCUAAGCAAGUGGCAAUAGUAUUCCUGAAAUUACCCAGAAACUUCUUUUUGAAUGAGGGAAAAAUGCUAAACAACUUAUCCUUAUACAUGUAAGGGUACAUCUAUCCUUACACAUUCACUUACAAUCUUUUUCUUGACAUGAUUUAACCAAGAUUUUCUGGCCAUCAUAGAAGGCUCUACAUGAUCAGUAAGAACCGGUCUUAUUUUUCCACUUUUUUCCUUUUUGUGGGUGACAUCAUCUGAGGCUCUGAUUACUAUGGAAAAACUGUUAUCCUUACUGGAGGGAAGUUAGUGUAAGCUAAUGAACACAUAGCCACUGUAUAAAUGUGUCAGUCAAUAUCCUGUUCUUUUUUCUUGCCCACCCUCUGUUUUGAGACAAUUUCUUCAGAAUAAGAAAUUCUUAUUUUUGACAUCCAGUUCAUUGCAUCUCCAUAAGGAAACAUUUUGACUAAGUUGUUCACAGCAGUUUCCAUGUGCUCCUAGUUUUAAACAAGCUUAUUGAUUGUUUACAAAAGAAUGGAUUGUAAUGUCUGAGUCACUGUAUAUAGAAGAAACAGGGUGGGUAAAGUGCCAUCCACCUCCAUGCAUAGCAUUCUGGCCUAGCUACAAUCUGAACCACCCAGGAACUCUCCAGAAAAUCGCUACUAUGUUGCAAUACUGCAGAGGCUGGAAAGACCUUACCUGAGGAUCAGAAACAUGGACUCAGGAAAAGAUUAUGUAAUCUUUUCAUGCUUAUUUCCAUUUUUUUAUUUGGUUAUCCUUUCAGAAGGAUUUUUUUUAUUCAGUAAAAUUCUCCAGAAUGCACUAGUACUGUUAGUGUUCUGCCAAAUUCAAUCACCAAGGGUCGUGAUUCAUAAUCAUAAUUUAAAUUCUAUGCCUAUGGUGACUCUAUGCUCUCAACUUUACUUCCAGAAAUUGCUAACUUUAUAUCAUGAGUUUGUGCCAUUUGUCUUUAAUUUCCUUUCACUAAUGCAUUAGUUCAGAAAUAAUUUGUGUAUUUCCUUCACAUGCACAUUAUCUUGUAUAAACAAAGACACCUCACCAAAGAGGAAAACCACUGGUUUCGCCAAGCCAGAACCCUGAAUCUCAGACUAUAAAUGUGUACAGAUAAUGACUUCAAUUUUCAAAGAAAGAACAAAAGUCCUCAAAAAAAAAAAAAAAAAAACCCUCACACACAAUAGAUCUUAUUCAGUUCUGAGAUUCUCUUAAAAUUUCUUCUCUCAAUACAGAGUGUGUGUUUGUUCCUUUAACCCAAAAGUAACAUUAACUGGCUUAGCAAGUUCAGUUAUAAUUUCAACAAAUCUAACAACUCCAUUUUUGAAGAGCACAUUGAAAACUUUGUUAUUAAAAUGAAGGUAACCAUAUUUUUUUCAGUAUUAUUUGAAGUUCAGUCAUUACAGGCCAGAAGCAGAAAUCUGGCUAUAUUACACCUACAUUGCUAAUAAAGGAAACAAACCACAUAUUUAGUAGGGAGUGAAAGGAAGGACAGGAUAGACAUAGAAUACAAAGGUGAUCAGUUGCUAUUUGCCUAAAUCUAGAUCAAACAUUCAAUAAGAAGUAAAUUAAUUAACCUUAACCAAAGGUAAGCUGAGAACUCUCUCAAAGUAAAUGUAUCGUUUUUAUAUUAAAUGGGGGAAAAUAAUAUCUCCUAGUUUUUAAUUCCAAAGAAGAAUGCAUUUAACUUUUGAAAAGCCCUGAAGAACUAAAACUUGUCUAAUCUUUCUUACAACCACUUUACAAAUUAGACAGGAAUACCAGGGCAUAUUAAGAUCAGAUUGAUGUAACUUUGUAUUUUUUUGAAAUCUUUCAUUAAUUGUAAAACAUAGCUCUGAUAUGGUUAGAAACAAACUGUAUUGUAAAAAAUAGGUUUCAGUAUUUGCACAAUGAAAAGUGUUUGCAUUUCAACUAUAGAUAUUUAUUUCACGUAACUAUCUUUAUAGACCAUCUGGAAAUGUAGAGGUCUUUACAGCUUAAGAACAAAAGGAAGUUUGUGCUCUAUUUUACUGAGCCUCUUUUAAUAGAGAUUACAAGAUGGCAUAAAACAAAAAAGUUUAUUUCCUGAAAUAUUCAACACAAACACAAUUAUUGUUAACCUAUUCAAAAAUUUAGGUUUUACCUCAGGACCAUAGUAGUAAAAAGGUAGUUUGAAUUGCUAUAGAUAACACAAAAUGAAAAUAAAACCAAGGCAAUUAA